AUCAUGUACUUAUAUGAAGGUUAUUAGUCGAAUAUAUAAAAACUCGCGUUGGGACAUUUGGUCUCAGUUGUGAUUUUCGUAAUUGCACGAGUAACGCACAAAAGCAAAUUCAUACGAUGGCUCGUCUGGUUGCCUUGCUCGUCCUCGUCGUUACGGUCUACGCCGUCUCCGAAGCCUAUAUACUGGAACGUCACCAGUGCGGUCUCCAUGAGGAAUGGGUUAGUUGUGGACGGCCGGAAGCCUGUGAAGCUACGUGCGAUCAUCCGCCAGCGGAAUUUUGUCCCGAUGUUUGUGUCUCGCGUUGCCGAUGCCAAAGUGGAUAUUUGAAAAACAACUUGAACCUUUGUGUUCUCUCAACAAAAUGUUAACAGAUUUUGAUGAAUCCUUCUUGGUAGCGAUGGCGAUACGUAACCGAGUCUCUUAAAAAAUCAGUUGCGACGAUUGUUGAAGUUCUUACAUUGUUAAAGUUUCUCAGUUUUAUUAUAAUUUUAUUCACUUGUUAAUAUUUGUAUUUAAAUUAACUUGAUUAAGUGUUUUCUUUUGGAAACCAAUAAUUAUUGUUGAAUAAAUAUCAUUUAAUUUUUA
This is a messenger RNA of Odontomachus brunneus, 585 nucleotides long. RefSeq names its product chymotrypsin inhibitor-like. NCBI's taxonomy places the organism in Eukaryota, Metazoa, Arthropoda, Insecta, Hymenoptera, Formicidae. The record is from RefSeq and is a predicted model, not a curated record. The transcript has 3 exons. Bases 117 to 368 code for a protein of 83 amino acids.